CACGGAUCAUGGAUCACAGGUGACCAAUAUCCGGCUCAUCUUCUCUUGGGCUUUACUGUACGCAUAAAGCCUUGUAAAAUCAAAUCCAAGUCCGACCAGUACGAGGAUACCGCAACAAAUGUCAAGGCCCUUAAGAAUUGGAGAUUUCUUCGCCCCCGGCUUUUCCUUCCCUCCGCCCCUUUCUCCUCCGGCGGCGUCAUCAUCUUCGGUCUGCCAUGGCGACGGGGAACUGUGAUUCGGCUUCCGAUCCACGGCUCUGCGUUUCCAAGAAACGACCGGGAAUCCGUUCAACAGUAGUAAACUCCAUCAGCAAACUCGGGGAGGAUCUCCUCGAAGAAAUUCUGAUUCGCAGCUUUCUGAACCCUAGAUUCGCCUGCCGGAGCAAACUGGUCUGCAAGCGAUGGAACUCCCUGAUCUCCAGUCCCUCCUUCAAUCGCCGUUUUGUCUGUCGCCAGCAGAGCAUCACCGAACUGCAACCACCUCUAGUACUUGCCUCAGAAGACCAGCAAUCGAUCAUCCGUGGGUUUGUCCCUAUGCCUAGUGUAGAUCAUGAACUGCGUUUCGCAGUUCUGGAUUCCUUCCAGGACUUGCUUCUAUGUGGAUUUCAGAUGCCAGAAGACCUUGAUGACGAAUUCGGCAGGUCGUACUUCGUCUGCAAUCCGUUUACGAAGCAAUGGAUCGCCCUUCCUCUGGCGCCUUGCCGGCCAACGAGGUGUUCGGGAUUGGUCGCAAGGUUAGUUUGUGAACCCCGAAGUUUAUAUAAUCUUGAUCUAGGAGAUGGCCGAGCAGGAUCUGUUGUUUAUUCUGAGUAUCGAUUCCGGGUUGUGUGUUUAUAUCGACAUAUGAACAAGUCUAACUCUUGUACAAAACUAGACGUGUUUUGUUCCGAGUCAGGAGAAUGGAACAAGGAUCCUGUUGUUGUCAAUACCCAUUUUUUCUGCGACAGAAAGAAUGUAGUUUCCUGUAAUGGAGAGUUAUUUUGGGUGGAUAUUGCUAUACGAGGUGAUAUUGGGCGUCAUUUUAUGAUUGCCGUGUUUAAUCCUUUCUGCCCAGAUAUACCUCCGUCUUGUAUAGAUGCUCCUCAACUCCUGAAACCGUGGUGGGAUAUUUCGGUAUCACAGGGUGCUUUGCACGUAUCUGCGUUCAACAGCGAACCCGAAGAUGGUGAUUCAAGAAUUGCCUCAAGUGUUUGGAGAUUGGACGAUGACCAUAAAUCUUUUAGCCUAGUAUGUGAAGGUGUGUUAAAGACAGCCCGUCCAAGAUCUAACCCUAGUGUUCAACUCGAUGAUUUCUUCCUAGAGUUAGAAAGGAGUAUGAGUGCCUCACUGAGGAACAUUGUCCUUCCUUAUCUGCAUCCAGAGAAGCCGGAAAUUGUCUUCUUCCAUUAUCUUGAUGUGAAGGGAGCUAUCUUGUCCUGUGAUUUGAGAAGGGGAGACCUAGAGUUCCACUCUGAACUUAGAGUACUACUUUCACCCCGUUGGGCAUUAUUCCAUCCUACCAUUUUUUGUUGGCCUAUUCCAAUUCCACGGUACGAAGAAUUGCGGGUUAUCUAUGAUGGAAGCUAUAGCUGUUGGGUUCAGAGCAGCAAACCAACAACUCCCACAAUAACUGGACCAACAACUCCUGCAAUAGCUGAAGAACGUCAACCAAUUCACUGAUGCAUCACAAUUCACAAGGCUCGUCUGCUACAAGGAAUUUAUGUAUCAAUUAAAGGGCAAAGGGUGAAGCUCUCCACUGGUGUGAUAGGUGUUCAUGCACACCAGCCUAUUUAAAGUAGUUGAAUUCCUAAGUUAUCGGAUUGGUUGAAACAAUAAUCUGGGUGGAUUCUCGGAUUGAAAGUGCAGCUCCCACUCCCAGCCUCCAUGUGUCCCUUCCCUUCUGAAGCAGACGCUUUUCAGAUGAGAUCUCUAGUUAUUUAAUAGUAAUGAUCUGUCGUUUCCUGCUUUUACCUCUGUAAAAGUAUGUAUUGUUUACGCUCAAUCUUUAAUUUAAGUAUGAAUAGCAAUGGUUUGCACACUAUGUUUAUGUCUUGUACAUCUCAUAUGUCGAUGCAGGUUACUUUAUGUUUUUUGUAAUGGUAUUGGUUGUUGAGUAUUGAUUUUCAUGUACUAGUUAUAGAUUGUUCAUACUGGUAUUGGUUGUCGUUUAUUGGUAUUAAUUUCUUGUACGUAUAUUGGUUGUCAUGUUAUGGUAAUACUGAUUUUCCUGUUUUCCUUUUUCUAAUGGUAUUGGUUGUCAAUCACCCUUGGUGAUCCUGAGCCAGUUCCCAUGGUGGUGGAACUGGCUCGAGUGCCAGCUCCCCGCCUCAUCAUCAAACAACAAACAAGAAAGCCAGCCAACAAAG
Molecule: messenger RNA, 2344 nt
Organism: Linum trigynum
Lineage: Eukaryota; Viridiplantae; Streptophyta; Magnoliopsida; Malpighiales; Linaceae
Source: the annotation of a GenBank genome assembly